Cyprinus carpio (common carp) is the source of this 3059-nucleotide messenger RNA. RefSeq lists its product as uncharacterized. Gene Ontology annotation, biological process: negative regulation of transcription by RNA polymerase II; regulation of immune system process; regulation of cytokine production. The record is from RefSeq and is a predicted model, not a curated record. Lineage: Eukaryota; Metazoa; Chordata; Actinopteri; Cypriniformes; Cyprinidae.
UCGGUUUUUUUUUUUUCUCUUCUAAUUCUCACUCCCAAAAACUGUUGGUGUUUAUCAAAUACCAUGCGAGUCUAUAAUUUUUUAAUAGCAGAUCGGAGGAAAACACAGCGCACCUUGUACACGCAGUAAUUUUGUCUCCACUCUCCGCUUCACUCCAGUCCAGCGGGUGGCGCUAAAACAUACGAUUGUUUGACAAACACCAUUAAACCACAGAGGAAGAAGCUCAUGGGCUUUCUGUUGUUUUGUCUUGAUGCUGGUUUAAUACAGACUGUUAGAAAUGCACCUUCUCUAAAUAGAAAAAUAAGAGUUUUUGAAUCAGGUCAGUAAAUACUUGUAAUAUUCUCAUCCUCACAGUCGUGACUAAGUUUUGAAGCAAGCAGGAAUGUCUGGAGGAGUAUUAUCUGAACUGAGAUCUGCUGCUGUGAAGAUGGAGUUUGUUAAAGAGGAGAGUGAAGAGGACAUCAGUGAACUAGAAACCUGGAGAAUAAAACAUGAAGAACCAGAACCCUUGAUAAUAAAACACGAGGAACCAGAACCCUUGAUAAUAAAACACGAGGAACAGGGAGAGUUUAAUGAAGGAAAUGAGGAGAAUGUAGAAUUGAGUGAAUCUGAGAAGAAAAAACAUAUCAAAACAAAGAAAAAACCUUGGAGUUGCUCUCAAACCAAACAAAAAGUUUUGAAGAAAAGAAGAGCCAAGACAUCUUUCACCUGCACUCAGUGUGGAAAGAGUUUUACGAGCAAAUAUAGUCUUAAUGUUCACAUGAGAGUUCAUACUGGAGAGAAACCAUUCAAGUGUUCAGACUGUGACAAGAGAUUCAUUUAUUCAGGAGACCUGAAAACACAUGAGAGGAUCCACUCUGGAGAAAAACUGUACAGAUGUGAUCAGUGCGGGAAGAGCUUUGCACGAAAAGGACACCUUAAUAGGCAUAUGAGAGUUCAUACUGGAGAGAAACCAUUCACUUGUGAUCAGUGCGGGAAGAGUUUCAGACAAUCAGCACAUCUUAAGGAUCACAUGAUGAUCCACACUGGAGAGAAGUGGCAUACGUGUGAUCAAUGUGACAAAACAUUUUUGAGGGCAUCAGACCUGACGAAACACAUGAUAGUUCAUACAAAGGAGAAACCACAUUCAUGUUAUUUGUGUGGAAAAAGUUAUUCAUGUCUUCAAAGCUUGAAAGUUCAUCAGAAAAUACACACUGCUGUGAGAGAGCAUGUGUGCUUUGAGUGUGAUAAGACUUUUACUUUAGCUAAAUAUUUAAAACAGCAUGAGAGGAUUCACUGUGGAGAAACACCUUACGAGUGUUCACACUGUGACAAGAGAUUCAGUCAGGCAGCACAUCUGAAAAGACAUGAGAGGAUUCACACUGGAGAGAAACCUUACAAGUGUUCACACUGUGACAAGAGAUUCAGUCGGUCAGGACAUCUGAAAAGACAUGAGAGGAUCCACACUGGAGAGAAACCUUACAAGUGUUCACACUGUGACAAGAGAUUUUGUCAGUCAGGAGACCUGAAAAAACACGAGAGGAUUCACACUGGAGAGAAACCAUAUCACUGCACUGCAUGUGGGAAUCGUUUCAUUCAGUUAUCCGCUCUACACAGACAUACAAAAAACAAUCACAGUAAGUAGAUCAUCUUCAGAUCAGCACUUUAAGGUCAAUGUUGCAUCCUCACCAAAUGAGACACAAUAAUGCAUCAAGCAGUAAAAAAUCAUCUGGAUAAAUCUGUCCUAACCAGUCAUUACAAGUGACAUGACAAAGAAACAUUAUCUAAGGUUUCACAGUGAAUAAAGUUCAUCUUCAUCUUCAAAACCAGCAGAUUCAACUGAGAGAUUCAGAUUAACUCAAAGAUGGAGCUCCUCCCCAAAGAACAAUGUCAGAAAGGUUUAUUCUUGUAUAUCAUUGUGUUUUCUUAUAAGUUUCAUAUUAUGUUCAAUUAUCUUAUAAUGCAUAUACAUCACUUGUAGUUUGCUUAUUCUUUCAUGAAGGAAAGAAGCUUUUUACAAACCGUUCUUGUUCAGGAAGCUGAAGAAGAGGCUGUAACACUUUUAAGAGCGACUGCUAUUUAUUUGUUACUUUUUCUUUACUGUUGUUUUUAAAAUGACUGCGUUAUUCUUCCACUUAUGAUGUAUUUAGAAAAUGCAGAUGCAAGAAAUACUGUCAUGUAGCUUUGUAAUUGUAACUCAUCUUUCCUUGCUUCUCUUGCAAGUAUGACUGAAUACCUGAAUUCAGUAUUAAACGGGCCCUGGGGCUGAAUUAUGAUAAACUGUAGUAUCGAUAAACUCUAAUGUUAACAGUUCUGCUUUUGGUGGUGGGGAAAUUAAGGAAAUACACUUACAAUUUAUUUUUGCUACAUAAAAUGAUCAAGCUAACUUUAUCUUGUCAACCAUUUCUAUGUGAUAAUAUCAAGACAAUAAUCACUGAUGCAUUUUUGUUAUUUUGCAAUCCAGAAGCGAGAUCUCUCUUGCACUUUAGGUCUGAUUAAUUUUAUUUUCGAUUGAGUUUGACAUCAGAGGAUUGUGAAAACGAGAUGUUUGAGGUAAAUUAUUGUGGUAUAUUAGAGGAAAUCUAGUGUCUUGAGGACAUGCAUGUGUCUGUUAAGUCCAUGUGUCUAUAGUAAUCAAUUAUAAGUUUACACCACUAAUCUAUAAUAUAGAACUGGUAUUGCUAUUUCCUAGUAUUCCAUACUUUCAACUGAAUUAAGAAUAAAUCGUAUGUUUUUAAUGAAAAACAUUACCUAACGAGUCAGUGUUUUUAUAUCUGAAGUAUUCCUUUACAUUCUUACAACGCAAAUGUCCUGCAUUUAAAAGGUUGUUUGUUUAAUGUUGGGAAUUUCUCCUGCCUAUUAAAUAAAAAAUAAGUAUCAUAUUCAUUACAGUAGCAAACAUCAUUUUGUUAUGUAUCUGUGUAAGGGAAACAGGUCAAUUUAGCUCAAAUGAAAUUUGGACAGAAUCACUAUUUUACAGCUGGUCACUGUGUCGGCCAGUGAUUUAAUGGAUAACAUCAACUCUGCAAUGGAUGUAAAAUAUAAAGCAUAAUGAAAACACUAUUAAUUAGCACAGUAAC